Quercus lobata is the source of this 1673-nucleotide messenger RNA. RefSeq names its product tyrosine aminotransferase-like. Bases 1 to 1260 code for a protein of 419 amino acids. Gene Ontology annotation, molecular function: pyridoxal phosphate binding; L-tyrosine:2-oxoglutarate transaminase activity. The record is from RefSeq and is a predicted model, not a curated record. Gene Ontology annotation, biological process: biosynthetic process; L-tyrosine catabolic process. The transcript has 7 exons. NCBI's taxonomy places the organism in Eukaryota, Viridiplantae, Streptophyta, Magnoliopsida, Fagales, Fagaceae.
AUGGAAAACGGGGCAGAAAGAUGGAAUUUUUUGGGGGACGGAAAGCUCAAAGCAACGUCGGGAACCACCACCGUUCAUGGUGUUCUCUUGAAUAUAAGAAGAAAUGUUGACAAAGAUGAUCCCAGGCCAACUGUGCCUCUUGGCCAUGGCGACCCCUCGCUUUUCCCAUGCUUUCGGACCACCACAAUUGCCGAAGAUGCCAUUGUUGACGCUGUCCGCUCCGCUGAAUUUAAUUAUUAUUCACCAAAGCCUGGACUCCUUCCCACAAGGAGAGCUAUCGCAGAUUAUCUGUCUCGUGAUCUUCCAUACACGUUAUCACCAGAUGACGUUUUUCUCACAGUUGGUUGCAUCCAAGCAAUUGAAGUAACACUGAUGGUCCUUGCUUGCCCAGGUGCCAACAUUCUGCUUCCAAGACCAUGCUUCCCAUCCUAUGAUGCUCAUGCCUCAUCUAACAAUCUUGAAGUCCGUUAUUUUGAUCUCAUUCCUGAAAAGGGUUGGGAGGUUGACAUUGAAGGUGUUGAAGCUCUUGCUGAUGAGAAUACUGUUGCCAUGGUUGUCAUAAACCCUGGCAAUCCUUGUGGAAGUGUCUAUACACACCAACAUUUGAAGAAGAUUGCAGAGACAGCAAGAAAGCUAGGCAUUCUGGUGGUUGCGGAUGAAGUUUAUCACCAUCUCUCUUUCGGAACUAAUCCAUUUGUGCCGAUGGGAGUAUUUGGAUCAAUCGUGCCUGUUAUCACACUAGGGUCUAUAUCAAAGAGAUGGCUUGUACCAGGUUGGCGACUAGGAUGGCUUGUGACAAGUGAUCCUAAUGGCAUCCUUCAAAAAUCUAAGAUUGUAGAAUGCAUUAUGGGCCGUCUGAAUUUGACAUCUGGUCCACCAACAUUCAUUCAGGGUGCGGUUCCUCAGAUCCUUGAAAAGACAGGUGAGGAUUUCUUUUCAAAAGUUAUUGUCAUCCUAAGGGAGGCUGCACAUAUAUGUUAUGAUAGAAUUAUGGAGAUCCCUUGCAUUACUUGCCCAAACAAACCUGAAGGAUCCAUGUUUGUGAUGGUUAAGCUAAAUCCAUCAUUAUUGGAAGACAUAAUUGAUGAUAUGGACUUCUGUCUCAAGCUGGCUAAAGAGGAUUCGGUUAUUGUUUUACCAGGGGUGGCCCUGGGAAUGAAGAAUUGGUUGCGCAUAACUUUUGCAGUUGAGCCUUCAACUCUUGAAGAUGGAUUAAGGAGAAUUAAAGCCUUCUGUCAAAGGCAUGCCAAGAAACAAUAAAACUGAGCCUAAAUUACAAGAUCGAGCAGUAGUAAACUAGUGAUCAACAACUACGCGUUGGAUCUCAAGCUCAAGCUGGUUGCUCAUUGUGGUUUCCAUGAAUGAUAAGAAUAAUAAUUGUUGCAGGAUUCGUUAAUAAAAUCCUCUGUUUGAUGUUUUACUACUCAAGCAAGACACCACGAGGAAGGGAUUGUGAUGCCUUUGUAAUCAGCAACUUCUUGUUGCACAUUCACAUGCCGUUGGUAUUGGUGACAGUUGAUCAGCAACACUGCGUUGCAUGAUUUCAUGCUGUUAGUGCCUUAAAAGGAGUUAUCAGAUGUUUGAACUCCAUGUGUCCUGUGAUUUUUUAUUAUUGAACCAGAAAAUAUUGUUCAAUUGGAGAACUUCUAAAACAAGAAUUUAUUACGGAUCAU